GUUAAUAGUCCAGCUGGAGGAAACAGACAAGGCGUUUGAUGAGUUCUGGUUAAUACUGCAGCUGGAGGAAACAGACAAGGCGUUUGAUGAGUUCUGGUCCAGCCACGAGCUGAAGCUGAGCCAGUGUCUGCAGCUCAGGCACUUCGAGACGGAGUUUAGGGAGUUGAAGGGCACGAUGGACGGUCUGCAGGAACAGCUGUGUGAGACCCGGGAGACGGGCGACAGCGUUGCCAGGGUCGACGCCCUGCUGAAGGACGCCAGACAGCUGGAGAACAAGGCCAAG
Branchiostoma belcheri (Belcher's lancelet) is the source of this 283-nucleotide messenger RNA. Its product is annotated as guanine nucleotide exchange factor DBS-like. Lineage: Eukaryota; Metazoa; Chordata; Leptocardii; Amphioxiformes; Branchiostomatidae. The annotation marks the transcript as partial. Gene Ontology annotation, cellular component: cytoplasm. The transcript has 3 exons. Gene Ontology annotation, molecular function: guanyl-nucleotide exchange factor activity. The record is from RefSeq and is a predicted model, not a curated record.